Poecilia latipinna (sailfin molly) is the source of this 3277-nucleotide messenger RNA. RefSeq lists its product as uncharacterized. Bases 91 to 3165 code for a protein of 1024 amino acids. The transcript is spliced from 4 exons. The record is from RefSeq and is a predicted model, not a curated record. NCBI's taxonomy places the organism in Eukaryota, Metazoa, Chordata, Actinopteri, Cyprinodontiformes, Poeciliidae. Gene Ontology annotation, molecular function: ATP hydrolysis activity; GTP binding.
CAGAUUCCUGAGCCAUCACAGAAUUGUUAUCCAGAUACUAUAUCCUCAUCUUCUGACAGAUCAUCACUGAAAUUAGUAAAAGACAACACCAUGGACAUUGGUUUGAUCAGUAUAGGAUGCCCUACAGUCCGCCGACUGAAAACUAAGAAACAGACAUUUGGGACGCUGACCAGAGUGACUAUAGGUGAAAAAAAUGUGAAGAAGAUAAAUAAAACCAUCUUAGUUGUUGGAGAAGCAGGGACAGGAAAAUCUGCCCUGAUCAAUGCUCUGGUUAAUUACACCAUGGGAGUGAGGUUUGAGGAUGAAGUCUGGUUUCAGGUUGUGGAGGAAGAGGAGAAUGGCCAGACAUCAGAUGUGAUUGUGUAUGACAUCUUUGAUUUUGAAGAUAAACCUCUGCCCUACUCCCUGACCAUCAUUGACACUCCUGGAUGUGGAAGCCAGAGAGGGAUGGACUGUGAUGUGACUGUAAGUCAAAGACUGUUUGACUUAUUUCGAUCAGAAGAUGGAGUUCGUGAGAUCCAUGCAGUGGCAAUGGUGAUGAAGGCCAGUGAGAAUCAGUUAAGUGAUUCUCUGAGUUACAUAUUUGAGUCAAUGAUGCCUCUUUUUGGGAAAGGCCUUCAAAACAACACUGUGGCUCUGAUCACACACUCAGAUGGAACGAUACCUACGGUUGCUCUUAAAGCCCUUAAAGAUGCAAGGACUCCAUGCGUAAAAGACAUGGACAGCCAGCCUAUUCACUUUACAGUCAAUAACUGUCAGAAUGAGCCUCGAACAGAGGAAACUAGCUUAGAUCUGGAAAAGGCAUGGAGAGUGACAGAGAAAGGGCUAAGUGACUUCAUGUUUUUUCUUAAAAAGGCUUCACCUCAGCAGCUGCAGGUGAAGUUUGGGUUUAAGUCACAAAUCAGACUUGCAGCCUCCAUCCAAAACCUAGAAGAGAAAAUCAAGCUAAAUGAACUGAAACAGCAAGAAAAUAAGCAGCUUCAGGAAGCUCUGAAGAAACUCAAAGAAGAGGAGAAAAAUGAAAACAUCAUUGAAGUAGAUGAAGUCUGCAUAGAAGAAGAACCGAUUGGUGGUGAGAUGUCCUUCUUUAAAUCAGCUGUCUGCUGUACCGUCUGUAAGGAGAACUGUCACUAUCCAGGAUGUACGAUGGCCCUGAGCCCUGAAGAGUGUGAGGUCAUGGAUUUUAGCCACUGCACUGUUUGCACUGGAAAAUGUCCUGUAUCAACACAUGUUAAAGCCAACUGGAGGUAUGUGGCCAAGACAAAAAAAGUGCAGAGAACCAAAGAGGAAUAUAAAAAGAUGUAUAAGAAGAAAGCAUCACACUAUAAUUUAAAGCUUCUUGAGAUUCUGGGAAAGGAGAUUAAAAGCCUAAAAUCAGAGAAGACACAACUGAUAGAAAACUCCUUCAAAAAAGUUGUAAGCUUGGAUCAGACUGUGCUUAAAGUUUGCUCCCUUUCCACCUACAUAAGUUUGGACUUCCUGAUUGAGAAGAUGGAAGAAAAAGGAGACUCAGAGAAGCAACAGCAACUGCAGGAGAUAGACCAGCAGAUGGAUGGAGGGGUCAAAGCCUUGCUCAACUGCAACAACAAUUCUCCACAAGAAAUCUUUCCCAGCAGAGACCUGAUUCGUUCUGGAUGCCCUGCAGUCUACCAGCUCAAAACAAAGAAAAAAGUCUUUGGAACCUUGACCAGACUGACCGUAGGGACAAGAAAACGCAACAAACCAAACAAAACCAUCCUGCUUGUCGGUGAAACAGGAGCAGGGAAAUCUACUCUGAUCAAUGCACUGGUCAACUACGCCAUGGGGGUGACAUUUGAGGAUAAAAUCUGGUAUCAGAUCGUAGAAGAUGAGAAUAGAGGUCAGAUAGAAAGCCAGACAUCAGAUGUGAUCGUGUAUCAGAUCUUUGGUUUUGAAGGUAAAACUCUGCCGUUCUCUCUGACCAUCAUCGAUACGCCUGGAUAUGGAGACACCAGAGGGAUUGAACGUGAUAUCAUUGUCAGUGAAAGAUUAUUUGAAUUGUUUCGAUCAGAACAUGGCAUACAAGAACUUCAUGCGGUGGGUCUGGUGGUGAAGUCGAGCGAGAAUCGUCUGAGUGACCGACUGAAGUACAUCUUUGAUUCAGUGAUGUCUCUAUUUGGAAAAGACAUCGAGAAAAACAUUGUAGCUCUGGUCACUCACUCCAAUGGAAGAAAACCAAAUGACUUGCUUGGGGCUCUCAAUGCUGCCAAGAUUAAAUGUGCCAAAGAUGAGAAGGAAAAACCUGUUUACUUCCUUUUCAAUAACUGCCAACACGAAGAACGAAUAGAGGAAGAGCAUCAUAAAAAUGCUGAUACAAUAACAAUGAGAGGACUGAAUGGCUUUACUGCCUUUCUGGAAAAAACUGCACCUCGAAAACUAGACAUGACUUUGGAUGUUCUCAAUGAACGGAUCAGACUGUCUGCCUGCAUCCAAAACCUGGAGGAAAGAAUCUGUCUGUCUGAGCUGAAAGAGGCAGAAAUUGAACAAAUUAAAGAAGCUCUGAAGAUACAUGAAAAGAACAAAAUUAAUGAUAAGGUCACUGUAGAAUUUGAUGAAGCCUACAAAGGCAAAGAAGCCAUUGAAGGAGACAUUUGGUUAAUGACUUUAGUAAAAGGGGCAGUAUGUUGUACCAUCUGUGAGGAGAACUGUCACUAUCCUGGAUGUUCAACCUCUAGAAAGCCCGAGGACUGUGAGGUGAUGAAAGAUGGCCGGUGCACUGUGUGUACUUUAAAGUGUCCUGCAUCUGCUCAUGUGAAAGGGAAGUGGAGAUAUGUGAACAAGACAAAAAGGGUUCAGAAAAGCCUGGAUGAGAUUAAAAGAAAGUCAAAACGAGAAAACAGUUUGGAUUUUUUGGUCAAUCUUGAGAAAGAUUUGAAAAAGCUGAAAGCAGAAAAGUCACAGCUGCUGGAAGAAGCCCUCCAACAUAUUGACAAUUUAGGGCAGAUUGCUUUGAAAGUUAAUUCAGUGUCCACAUUUGUCCCAUAUGACUUUCUGAUUGAAAAGCUGAAUGACAGAGAAGAAGCAAACAAAAUUCAGAAACUGGAGGAGAUGAAAAGCAAAGAGGAUGAAGGAACCAGAACAAUCAUUCAGUCUAUGUGGGGUAAAAUGAAAGCAACUACCAAAAAAAUUCAAAAGGCCUUAAAGUAGCAAAACUGGUAUCAGCUAAAUGGGGUCCUUUAAGAGUGCAUCUUUGAAUUAAUGCAAAUGUUUGGAUGAAAACACUGGCUCAAUUUCUCAUGUCAUAACAAUUGUUCCUCAU